AUGUCUGAUGACAGCCCGGGAGAAAGGCGCGGCUUCCGCGCCUUCUUCGCCAAUGCCCUCCGGCCCAAGAAAUCCCGACAAGUCCUACGCAAGGGCUACAGCGCAUCCACCCCAGACCUCCGAGCCGGCUUCAAGCGGCCCAGCACCACCAGCGAAGAUGUCCCUCCGCUACCCUCCAUAGCGCCAUUGGAGGCCCAUCGUCUCAAAUACCGAGAGCUCAACGCCAACAAAGACACCCAACUCGGUGAAAGCCGCGAUCACACCGAACUCCUGCACGCCAUCGGCGUCCAGGACAUCGACCCUUCAGACCCCUACGCCAACCGCUACGAGUUCGACAACCGUCCUCCAGGCGAGCCCUUAAUCGCCAGUCUUACCCCAAUUCUCUGGGCAGAGAUCUGCUCCUAUCUCAAUCCCGCCGACCAAGCCAGUCUCGCCUUCGCCAGCAAAACCCUCCUCUCCAAGCUCGCCCCGCUCCAACCCUGGCAAGCCCUCAAUGACCCUUCCAACCGCGAAUACCGAUCCGACUUCCUUGUCUCCCAAGACCGCUACCUCCCCCAUCACCUCCUCUGCUUCCCCUGCGCCCGCUACCACCGUCGCACCCAAGAAGGCCACGAGAAACUCCAACCCGCUCAUGUCGUCAACCCUCUCUUCAACUGCCCCAACAUGCGCAACUCCCUCCUCCCGCCCCCGCGUCACCGCAUCACCCACGGCCGCACCCUCCCCUUCAGCUUCGUCCAACUCGUCAUGCGCGCCCACAACUUCUCCCCCUCUUACGGCCUUCCCCCGGAUUCCCUCUCCCGCCGCUGGCGCCGCGACGACUGGUCCCACCACACCCGCUUCCACAUCCACAAAGGUCACCUGCUGAUGCGGGUCAUCAGCACCCGCUUCGCAGACCCAGACCUACCCCCCAGCUCACAACGUCUCCUCCUCUACUCCCGCGAAGACUACUGGCCGUAUUUCUCUGCAUGCGCGCACUGGCGCGACGGCGAACUCAUGAACGUCUGCAAAUGCGCCCUCACGCACAUCCCCAAACCCCGCGACACCUCCGCCCUACAGGGUCUCGAACACCGCGCGAAGGACCUCAUGGCGCGGCGCAUUCAUAACCCUAACUCGAUUGCCACUUUAUGCGGGAAAUGUCGCCCAAUGCGCCGCUGUCCGGAGUGUCCGUCCGAAUACCUCGUCGAGAUCAAAUUGACCGAGGAUCGCACGGAUCCUCGCUCCUUGCACUUCCGACAUGCAAUUGUGGUCACCAGGUGGUGUGAUCUAGGUGACGGGAAGUCGCCGCGGCUGUCAAAGGAAUGGGCAGCGUGUAAUGGGUUAUUGGAGGGGUAUGAUUCGUUUCAGAUGCUGGGGAAGCGGUCUAUCUCGGGGAUCUUUGAAGCUUCGAUUGCGGAUGAUACGUUACCCGGACAGAGGAUUAUAUCGAUGAAUCCGAAGGGGAAGAAGAGGGGAGAGGACGGGACGGGGUGGUAUUGA
This is a messenger RNA of Aspergillus tubingensis, 1476 nucleotides long. RefSeq lists its product as uncharacterized. The record is from RefSeq and is a predicted model, not a curated record. Bases 1 to 1476 code for a protein of 491 amino acids. NCBI's taxonomy places the organism in Eukaryota, Fungi, Ascomycota, Eurotiomycetes, Eurotiales, Aspergillaceae. The transcript has a single exon.